GCUCAUCUAGUAGCAGAUCCAUAUGGGGUCCUCGAGGAGGGGCAGAUAUAUUUUCGCUCUUCAGAACUCAUCACCGAUCCCGAAAGCAGAACCCAGAUGGAUAUCGUGACCGGUUCUGUUCUGGUAUGGAGGAAUCCCACAAGACUGCCCUCUGAUGUCCAGAAGGUA
This is a messenger RNA of Suillus fuscotomentosus, 168 nucleotides long. RefSeq lists its product as uncharacterized. The transcript is spliced from 2 exons. Gene Ontology annotation, molecular function: RNA-directed RNA polymerase activity. NCBI's taxonomy places the organism in Eukaryota, Fungi, Basidiomycota, Agaricomycetes, Boletales, Suillaceae. The record is from RefSeq and is a predicted model, not a curated record. The annotation marks the transcript as partial.